AUGAUGAGACACUUGGCUUCACUAGAGAAGCACUUCUCCCACCUCGUCAUCGCCGACUCUCACUUCAAGGUCUUCCGCUGUUGGGCAGCCCACUACCUCCUCGUGGUGACAGUGGACACAUGCGAGCUCGAUGUGACGAACAGUGGGACAGAGGACUAUAGGACGGGUUUUGCUUUGAAUGUGAGGACUGUUAAAGCAGGGGAGGCCACCAUUUGUGAGCUCCAUGGUGACCAUGCAAAUUCUGAUGAAAGCGAGUCGUUCUACUACGUGUCGCUCUUCCUUGGGUUUGCUGGGGUUUCAUGGCUUCUUGCCAUUGUUUGCAAAGUGCGGAGACUUAUUGGUUUUGCGGGACAACGAGUAGGUGAGGCCUCCAAUCCGGGGCCGAAAUCUGACAAUGGACAAGUUGCAAUGCUCAUUUCGCUUGUGCAAAUGCUCAUUCAAAUGGUCGCGAAGCUGUCUGGAAGUGAAGAUGUUCGGAAUCUUGUGUCACAGGCUGAGACGGCAGUGCAAAAUUUGCAAAGCCCGCCGAAUGCUCCUGAACAGCCGACUCCGAGACGGGUCACGGUUGAGAAUGAGUGGCAAACGGUUGGCAAUAGGAGGCGAGGAAAAGGCAAAGGCAACAAAGCUGAGAAGGCGCCGAGCCCUGGACUUGCAGCGGGAGGUGGAUCAAAUCAGCACGACAACACUGGCUGGCCUACGGCCAAGGCUGCUGGACGACAGACCGGGAAAGCUGAUGGUAAAGCGGGUGGGGGUCGUGGCCAAUCAGCCACUGCUUCCAAAGGUAAGGCUGCUGGGAAGGCAGCCACAGGAGGAAAGGCAACCCCACCUUCUCAGAUCCUCAAGCAUGAUGAGUGGGAGCUAAGGCCGGAUGAUUGGCAUGCCAAGCUUGUCACAGCUGAUGCUCUCCCUGAGUAUACUGGUGCCGGGGAGUCUCUGUUAGUUCAUGCAAAUAAUCAAGAGGAGGCUGAAGUGCUACAGGUUCUUGCAUCUGGGCGGAGUUUCCGAAGCUCUGUUCUUAUUGUCUGGCGGGAUGAUGAGGGUAAACUCCAGUUGCCCUUUUGGCAGAAAGGCAGAGCUACACUGCACCGUGUCAAUAUGCUGAAGUUUACGGUCACGGGAGUUGCGCUUGCCUCCUUAAAGGGUGCGCGCGCGACGCAGAAGGUCAAGGCGGUUCCAACGGUUGUCAUCAGAAUGGUCUUGGUCCAGGGAUUGGCUUCGGCUGCUGAUUGGACGCUUGCCAAUAAGAAUCUCCGUGGAUUUGCCAUGGGCCGAGCACCGGUGGUCAAGGACCUUUGGGGUGGAGCAGUGGAGCACAAGCGAGGGCCCACGCUUGUUGCGCUUGUGAGGGUGGACAAAACCCAAGUUAAGAUGCUGUUGCAGAAGAGUGGCGUUGGUGGCUUGUUCUGGGAGCCUUUGAGCCGUACGGUUGAUGAAACCAACUUGGUGGUCAGGUGGAUUGAUGCCAAUGACGGCGAGACGGACGGCGAUUACCUUCUGCGCUGUCUGCUUCAGAAGCCCGAGUGGGGGUUGGUCGUAGGUAGGCGCCAGCUUGGUGUCCGAGUUGACCAGCAGCAUGAGACUGUUGUGAGACCGUGGCGGCUUUCCCAUGUGCCAACGGAGUUGACACAAGAUGAGGUUGCAACCAUCCUGACGGAUGCCGGGCUGGAGCAUGUGGUUCUCACUGGGCGCGUUGCGCGCAAAGGAGGGUUCACCUGGUUUGUCAGGGCGGCCUCCAAGCAUGACGUUGUAGCCAUACCUGUGCAGCAAGGCAAUGAUGAGACCACGCUCUACUUACUGCCGGCGACACCUUCACGACAAGGGCCGGCCAAUCGCGUACCGUUGCCUCGACAAGGCACCAAGCUGGAAGUUGCGCAGUUCAAGGUGGUGCAGAAGCCGGUUGAUGCUAGCGCGGAUGCCAUGGCUACUGGGGACCAAGUGGCGACCAAGCGGUUAGCAGUCAGUUGCCGUGAAGUGCCUGAGGGUACCAAACUCGUGUCUAUUGCCCGGGAUGGGGAUUGUCUUCCAGCUUCCAUCUCUCAAGCAAUUGCAUUCCACAAAGGCUCUGACAAGCCUAUGCCGGCUAGCCGCAUGAGGGCGGAGGUGAUUGCUUACAUGAAUCGCAAAAAAGAGUUUUAUCGGGGGUUCUGGGAUAAGAGGGACACGCUUGACGAGGAAGGAGGAGUCCCUGACUUCGAUGCUUAUUUGCUGCAGGCGGCAAUGCCAUCCAAAUAUUGGGGUCAUCUGGAGAUCGCAGCUGCUGCUGCCCUCUUUAACUUGUCAGUCUUCGUCAUUCCGACUGAUGCGGCGAUUGCUCCCACGAAGCACGGCACAGGCGCAUUUCCAGUGGCAUUGCAGUUUGACCGAGGGGGUGACAAAAUCGGUCAUUAUGAUGUCAUCCAGCCUCUGGAAAAAGGAGCCCCCUUGCCUGCGGUCAUUACCAACGUUCAGGAGUUCGGCGAAGCACGUGGUGGCAGAGGAGGUGGAGUGGAUCCUAAGGGCAAUGAUCAGAAGGAUGGUGGUGCCAGCAACGAUGGUGGGACGGGUGAUGGCUCGGAAGCUUGGACUAUCUACACGGUCAACACGCAGGGCCAGCAUGUGCCAGUUGGCCGAGCGGCACUUGGAGGUCGGAGCUCUUCGGCUGCGGCCAGUGCCACGCCAACCAGCGUGCGGCGUGCUUCAUUGGCUGCGGCCUUUUCACGCGGAGCUCGCAGCUCUGUGAAUGCUGUUGAAGAAGGCAUGCCUGAUCAGGCGGCGGCUGCUGCGGAUAUUGCAAAUCUCAAUGAUGUUGAUGAGCGACAACUUGAAGAAGGAGGAGGUGCUGCGGCUGCUGAACCCCAGCGUGGAAAACGCCGGUUUGGAUGGAGAUGCCCCGUUCCUGGUUGUGGUUUUACUUGCUCGGGGAAACAAUGGUCCCUUCGGAAAAAAUUGCAUGUACGUCAGUGGCACCCUGAGCAGCGGCUCCAGCUUUCGCUGAAAGGUCGCACCGAGGAGCCAGUAGAGGUUGCGGAUGACAUUCCAGUACACUGGCGUUGCCCUGUUUGUUGCAAAGCUUUUCCGAAGACGAUGAAGCUUUCAUUUGACCAAUUGCGGGCUGGUAAGGAGGCACAUGGCGCCAAAUCGCAUCCCACUGAGAAUCAGGCCCUCUUUCGACGGAGGUUUCGGCCAGCCACGGGCGUCAAUGCUCGCAAGGCCACUGUUGCGGUUCGUGCAGCUGGCUUAGCUUCCAGGCUGUCUCAGAUUAAGAGGGGCAUUGGUGCACAUGCUGAUGUUUUCACUGUUGAUGUCCCUGCUACUGGUGUCAAGAGGAAGAGUCUCUCAUAUCUUGUUUGCAGGCGCUGUCGCUAUGUCACUCAUUCAGCCAAGACCCUUGAGAGCAAGCGUUGUGAGCAGGUUGUAGGGCUUUCGCAGCAGCGCCAAGGGCUACUGAAGAGAUUGAGGGCACAGGGUGAGGAUGUCAGUAUUGAUGAGCGCCUCCGUCAGGGGGCUCGUGAGCUUGCUGAUUUUCUUGAGCCUGAAGAUGCUAGUCAGCAGCAGGGUGAGUCAGCGGAGAUGCGUGGCAAUCAUGAUGUUGAGGCUGUCCCAUGGCCGCAGGCAGACAGGAGCAUCGGCAUUCGCUUCAUCUGUGGCCGAUGCCACCGCAUGCAUGCCAGGGCGUGCCUUUUCAAGGACGGCACCUGCACUGGCACCAUGGCCUUUGCCAAGUUUCGUGAGAGCUGGCUUCGAGAACUCAGGCCGUGGCUUGAGGAUACGGGCUAUCGGGGCAAGGCAGCUCGCGCUGCAAAACGGAAGCUAGGCAUUGAGGACCAAAAGGCGGCUCCUGAGUUCCCGGCUGGGUUGGUUGGUGGUGGUGCAGGCGUGAAUCCAUGA
Messenger RNA from Symbiodinium necroappetens, 3867 nucleotides. NCBI's taxonomy places the organism in Eukaryota, Dinophyceae, Suessiales, Symbiodiniaceae. The record is from the annotation of a GenBank genome assembly.